UUUCCAAAGAUGCUCCUGCAGCAGGGAAGGAAUCUCCCAAGGCGGCUAAAGAAGAUAAAAAAGAAAAACCUGCUGAAGUAAAAAUUGAGGAGACUAAAUCUGAAGAACCAAAAAAAGCAUCAAAGUCUGAUGAAGGGGUAAAGGUAGACAGGAAACAAGUAAAACCAGAGGAAAAUGUAAGUAAGAAAAAUGCUGAUAAAGAUGAUGACUCUGAUGAUGAUAAAAAUGACGAUGAUGAUGAUAACGAUAAGAAAAACAUGAAGAAGGGUAAAAAAUCAGAGACAAAAAAACCAGAAGAAAUGCAAGAAAAGCAAGAAAAGCUGGUUGAGAAGCCAACACCAAAACCAUCAGGAAAUAAGCCUGAGUCUAAGCCAGUAGAGAAGAAAGCUCCACCUCCUCCUAAGCCUGUAGAAAGUCACAAAGCUAAACCUACUCUUAAACCAGCAGAGAAGAAGCCUGCAAAGGCAGCUCCAAUCUCUGUGGGAGGAAAGUUUGUUGUUACUGUUGGUGAAGGAGGUUGCAGAGGUAAAGAAUGGGGAAAAGCUCCUUGGCCAGUUGAUGCGGGUCGUUUGACCACAGAGCAAUGUGCCAAAUCCUGCUUGGAGAAAUCUUGCACAGGAUUCCAUAUACUGAAGGAGAAGGAUGAAACAUUUGAAUGCCUUCUCUUUGGCCAUAAUGAUGUUCUAGCCGUAAAAAGUCUUGGAGGAAAAUGCCUCAAACUUUCAGAUACCCCUUCAGAUGAAUCUGAUGCUGAUGCUGAAGAGGAUGAUGAAGAAGAGCUUGAUGUCCAAGGUCCUGUUCAUAUGGCCCAUUUAGGCAAGGGAAGAUGUAGAGGAGAAGGUUGGACCUACAAGAGAUGGCCUACAUUAAAAGGAUAUUUGACAGCAAAACAAUGUGCAGAGGCUUGUGCAAGAAAAAAAGGAUGCACAGCGUUUGAUCUUAGUGAUGAGCAAUCUGAAAGAAAAUUUGAAUGUGCCCUUUAUGGUCAUAAAAAAGUUCAAGCUGCAUAUGGAGUCCCUGGAAACUGCUAUGUGCUUUCAGAUAAACCUGGAGUUGUACCUGAAGAUGUUGGAUCUGCAGCAGUAGUGGAAGAAGAAGAAGUAGAGGAAGAGCUCCCAGUCAAGGGUGAAGUUGAAUACUAUCAACUUGGAAAAGGCAGAUGUAGAGGACCUGGAUGGACAUUUAAGAAAUGGCCUGUCAUUAAAGGAAAUAUCAGCCCUAAGGAAUGUGCUAUAAAUUGUGCUAAGAAGAAAGGAUGCACAAGCUUUGACAUAGGACUAGUUGCAGAAGGACAAGAAGAAUGUGCACUUUAUGGACAUAAGGAUGUUACUUCUGCUUAUGGAGUCCCAGGGGACUGCUACAAGCUUGGAAAAUCAGAUAGUCCUGAUGAAGAAAAACAAGAACCUGAGGAAGAAGAAGUAGAUGAUGGAGUGACUCACAAGUUUCGCCAUUUGGGACACGGAAUGUGUAGGGGUGCACAUUGGCAAGGAAAAAAAUGGCCUGUUCUCAGGGGCAUCAAGUCCCUACAGGAAUGUGCAAAUGCUUGCGGAAGAAAGGCUGGCUGCACUGCUUUUGACACAUCAAGGCCAGAAGGGAAUUUGUUUGACUGUAUGCUGUACGGUCAUAAAAACCCUGUACCUGCACCAGGAGUACCUGGGGAGUGUUAUACUCUUAUUGGAGCCAAGUUCAUUGAAGAGGUUAUUGAAGCUACCCAACCUGAAACCAGAUCAAGAGCUAAGAUACUUGAUGAAGAUGAUCAGGAUUUUGUCAACAUCAAGAAUGUAGAGCUGCUUGGGAAGGGUGCUUGCCGAGGACAAGGUUGGCAGUCUGGUCAGUGGCCUGUAUCCCAGGGACGAAAAACCUUGAAGGACUGUGCAGAAAGCUGUAAGAAAACAACAGGCUGUGUUGCAUUUGACUUAUCUAACAAGGAAAGUGACAAAUAUGAUUGUCUACUGCUGGGACACAAGGAUGUUCUACCUGCCAGUGGACUAGCUGCCAAGUGUUUUAUUAUUCAAGGAGCUGUUCCUGUGGAAUCUACCCUAAUCACUCAUGAUGCUCCUAAAGGAGCAAAAAAGGUCAUCAAGGACAAUUACCCAGGAAGUGGCCAUGGUUAUGAGAAACUUGGUUCUGGUUUAUGUCGGGGGACAGGAUGGCAAUCAUCUGGAUGGCCAAUGGACAAAGGAUUGAAGACUAUGAAGGAGUGUGCAGAAAUUUGUACAGCACAGAAGGGUUGUAAAGCAUUUGAUCUUUCAAGCAAGGAUGGUAGUAAAUUCUCUUGUCUACUGUUUAAUCACAAAAAUGUUUCCCCUGCAUCUGCCUUAGAUGGAGCAUGCUAUGUAGCCAGUAAUAUGGACACACAAUCAGAAGAGUUAAAGGAUGAUGUUGAUGAGGAAGAAGAGGAGGAUGUUAUUAUUGACCUUGAGGGAGAUGUUGAUGUUGCUCUGCUAGGAAAAGGUGGAUGCCGUGGAGGAGGUUGGACUGAGAAUGGAUGGCCUAAAGUCAAAGGAUUUGUGACUGUGGAUGAAUGCGGAAAGCUGUGUGUGUCAACUAAGGGUUGCACUGCCUUCCACAUUGGCUAUCCUAAGGAAGGGUCAAAGAGUGCAUUUGAAUGUUUCCUCUUUGGGCAUAAGAGUGUUGUACCAGCAACUGGACUGAUUGGAAACUGUUACACAGUAGCCUCUGGGAGCUCUAAGGUUAUUAAGAGUAAACAUGCCAAGGAAACAACUAAACCUGAGAAGAAGAAAAAGCAGAAAAAAUACAAAAUUCCAGAGUUUGAAGAGCCUAAAGUCAUUGAAGAUGAAUUUGAUGAUGAUGAUGAUGAAUGGCUGUUUGAGCCCCCACCUGCAGAGAUAAGAUCUCGUGAACAUAUCACGCAGAUUCUUGGACUUGACCAACCAAACAAUGAUGCAGUUCUGAAGGUGACUGAAGCUACCCUAAAAGAUCUGAAGAAGGUUUAUGAGAACUCCAUUAAGGAGUUGGAAAAGUCAUACAAGUACAAAGAAUUGAGCAAUCGCCAUUUUGGAGAUCCUGAAAUUUUCAACAAACCUCUGAUUGUAUUGAUGGGUCCAUGGUCUGGAGGAAAAUCAACCAUCAUUAACUACCUGCUGGGAACUGAGUAUACCAAAAAUGCGUUUAGAUCUUCUGCUGAGCCUUCUCCAGGAUUUAAUUUCAAUAUUGCCAUGUAUGGUGAUGAGGAGGAAGAGAUUGAUGGAACACAGAUGUCAGCUGAGUGGGCGUUCAGUAGUCUCCAAAAGUUUGGUCAAGAGUUUCUUAAAAAACUAAGGGGAAAGAAAAUGCCUAACAAGCUUUUAGAGAAGGCCACUUUUGCUGAGAUUCCUGGAGUUCUUGAGACUGGUACUAUCAGGAAGAUUGAUAGAAGAUAUCCCUUUAAUGACGCCUGUCAGUGGUUUAUUGAUCAUGCUGAUCUGAUUGUUCUUGUGUACGACUACUCUAAGCUAGAUAUAGGACCAGAGACUGAAGCUCUCCUUGAUCAACUCAAGGGAAGAGAACAACAGGUUCGUAUUCUGUUGAAUAAAGCUGAUGAAAUCACUGCUGAGGAACUACUGAAGAUCCAGGGUAACCUGGUCUGGAACGUUUCACCCCUGAUGGCGAGCGCGGAGCCUCCAACUCUAUACGCUGGGAGCUUCUGGUCAAAACCUUACAAGGCUGGAGCACCUAAAAGAUUGUUGAAAGCUCAGGAACAGUCUCUUCUCAAGGAUAUAAGAGAGGCUAUUGAUAAAAGAGUGGAGAACAGAAUAUCAACUGCCAGGAGGUUUGCUGUGCGUGUAAGGAACCAUGCUAAGAUGGUGGACUGCUACCUCACCACCUUCAAGAACAACAAGGGGUACUUCGGGGACAAGAAGAAGAUAGCGCAGGAUAUAAUAGACAACCCCAGCAAAUACCAUAUCUACGAGGGUCUAUCAACAUUAACAAAUAUCUCUAGAUAUGAUCUACCGGAUCCGGAUACUUACAGGGAUUUCUUCAACGUUCACCCACUGUUUGAUUUUGACACUUUACAAAGUACAUGUACUUUCUUCAAGGGAUGUCCUCUGAAUAAGCUUGAUAUUGCAAUUGCUUAUGAUCUUCCUGAUAUUCUAACCAGCUAUAAGAAGAAAGUACAUCUAGCUCUAAACCCGCCUCAAGUUACGAUCAAGGAGACAAAACAGAAGUCGAGUAAGAAAUGAGGACGGAGGAGAACUGAUCAAAAUCAAACUGGAGACUCUCAGUGAUAGAUAAUAGACGAAUAAAGGGACUGAUCCUAAUUUUAAUUCUAAUUACGAAUCCCAGAUUUAAUAGAUUUCACAAUUAACAAAGAUCCAGGAAUCGAUCCCUUUAAAGACCUAAUUAUGAUUUAAGUUUUACUAUGGUUCCUUGUUGCACUAAAUAUAAUAUAGUCUAAUUUAAAAAUGUGCUAAAAUAAUGUUACUUGAUAAUAAUAAUAAAUCAUUUGUUACA
Messenger RNA from Eurytemora carolleeae, 4455 nucleotides. RefSeq lists its product as uncharacterized. The record is from RefSeq and is a predicted model, not a curated record. Lineage: Eukaryota; Metazoa; Arthropoda; Copepoda; Calanoida; Temoridae.